AUGCCUGAGCCCCACUCUCCCUGCACCUUCACUUCCCAUUUUCCCUUUCAGCCUUAUCGCACCACCCGCACCUUGCCAAUCACCUCCAACCACGCCCAACACCACUCCAGCUCCCUUCUCAACCCUUCACUGGAGCCUGCGCAGCCCCUAUUCAACUCCGGCUGCAGCUCCUCCACUGCGACUCACAACACCACCAAACGGCCACCACGAGCCCCUCACAAUCGCUGGACCACCACCACGACCAUCCCCAUCUCCAGCCUCUCUAAUCUUUCCCACCACAAAUCACCACCGCUCCUCCAUCUCACCGUAGCUAACCGCCACCACUGCACCAGCCCUAGCCACUUACACGACCGCCUUCAUCCACAAAAUUCUUUCUCAUUCCCCUCCGCUGCCACCUCAACCGCGCCACUACGAACCAUACCUCGACAACCCCACAGCGAACGCAAUCUACGCCCCCAGUCGCACCUCUCUGUGACCCACCUUCCCAUUCACGUCGCGACUAUCCGUGGUUGUAUCCAAGUGGAGGCGUGUGGUUCCAGUGCGGUUUCAUUCCGUUUAUUUGAUUGUGCAUUAUGCUUCAAUUUGAUUAUGUUGGUUGUUUCUGACGAGUUUAGUUUAAAUGGGGGUCGUUUCAAGGAAGAAUUUGAAAAGGCAGUGAGUGUGGUUGGAGACACUCCAUCUAAAGGAAUGUUUAUAGACUCUUGCUUCACCCAUUGUCAAACAUUAUCAACAGAGACAUGGUUUAAAGCUGACUCACCACAUCUUGCCAAUACAAUAAUUGGUAAGGCAGCAGGGGACUGGUUUUAUGAUCGAAGCCCUUUCAGCCAUGUAGAUUGCAAUUAUCCUUGCAACCCCACUUGUCAGAACAGUGUUUCUGAUCUAAAAGACCACCCUGAAAUAUAG
Sphenostylis stenocarpa is the source of this 903-nucleotide messenger RNA. The record is from the annotation of a GenBank genome assembly. Lineage: Eukaryota; Viridiplantae; Streptophyta; Magnoliopsida; Fabales; Fabaceae.